This is a messenger RNA of Ogataea philodendri, 462 nucleotides long. RefSeq lists its product as uncharacterized. Lineage: Eukaryota; Fungi; Ascomycota; Pichiomycetes; Pichiales; Pichiaceae. The record is from RefSeq and is a predicted model, not a curated record. Bases 1 to 462 code for a protein of 153 amino acids. Gene Ontology annotation, biological process: positive regulation of translational termination; positive regulation of translational elongation. The transcript has 2 exons. Gene Ontology annotation, molecular function: RNA binding; translation elongation factor activity; ribosome binding.
AUGGCUGAAGAAGAAACCGCUGAUGCUGGUUCCUCUUUGACCUACCCAAUGCAAUGUUCUGCCUUGAGAAAGAACGGUUUCGUUGUUAUCAAGGGUAGACCAUGCAAGAUUGUCGACAUGUCCACUUCCAAGACUGGUAAGCACGGUCACGCCAAGGUCCACUUGGUUGCUCUUGACAUCUUCACCCAAAAGAAGUUGGAGGACUUGUCCCCAUCUACCCACAACAUGGAGGUUCCAUUCGUUAGAAGAACCGAGUUCCAAUUGUUGGACAUUGACGAUGGUUACUUGAACUUGAUGACCAACGACGGUGAGACCAAGGAUGACGUCAAGGCCCCAGACGGAGAGUUGGGUGAUAAAUUGCAAGCUGACUUUGACGAAGGUAAGGACCUUUUGGUCACUAUCAUCUCUGCUAUGGGUGAGGAGGCUUGUGUUUCCUACAAAGAAGCCCCAAGAGGCAACUGA